Vanderwaltozyma polyspora DSM 70294 is the source of this 657-nucleotide messenger RNA. It is a transcript of the gene ACM1, whose product is annotated as Acm1p. The record is from RefSeq and is a predicted model, not a curated record. Bases 1 to 657 code for a protein of 218 amino acids. The transcript has a single exon. Lineage: Eukaryota; Fungi; Ascomycota; Saccharomycetes; Saccharomycetales; Saccharomycetaceae.
AUGAGCAGUUUGACUAUUUCACCAAUUAAGAAGAGAAAUGCCUUGGGUGACAAGGAUGUAAAUUUGAGACAUCAUGGUGUGCAUAAAUCUUCUAGUAGGAGUAAUCAUUCAUCUCCUUUAAAGAACUCUAAUGUUGAUGUCGAUUUUGCGUUAAGACAUAGUCCAGUUAGGAAUAUUUCUCCAUCUCUGGAGCAAAACAAUUCCAAUAAUAUGCCUUUUAGUAUAUUUGAAGAAUCUGAAGAACAAAGAACAGCAACUAUGUUGCAACAUAUUUCCCUAGUUAAACAAUCGUCUUUUGCCGACGAAAAUGAUUACUCAAUUGUUAAGGAGAAUAUUUCACCAAAUAAAAUCAACAGAGACUCCAAAAUACAAGCUUUACAAAUGAAUCGUAAACCUUUACAGGAUAUAAGCAUCGAGGACUGUAAGGGGUAUAUAGAAGACCCAAUAACCCACGAAGUUACUCAACUUACUUUACACACAACUCAGAAAACUGUUCUACCUGCCGAUAUAACGCCUCCUAGAGAUAAUAAGAUAAAAGAACAUUUUACUAAUACAAGAGUCUCAAACCAAGUGGAUAAAUCAAAAUCUCGUACUACCGAUGAUAUAUCUAAGGAUAAAGUGGUCAGAAAAUUAAAUUUUGAUAUUUUCGAAAAUUAA